UGUUCAUGUGACUGAGCGACCGAUAUGAUGCAUCUGUGGUGCAAUGCUCGUAAACAGAAUGCAGCUGACAUCCGCAUUUUUGCUGUUUUAAAAAGCUGCACUAAGCGAUAGCAGAUAAGAAACAGUAAACAGAGGUUUAACUGCCUUAUACAUACAUGUACAAUAUGAAGGAAACAUCUGUGUCUCCUCGAUUGCAGUCCAAUCUGUCCCUGUCAUCUGGUCUAAGAUUAGGUGAGAGCGGUAGGACAGUGCCAGUCAUUUCUCUAAAAAGCAGCUUGCUGUCAGGAUCUCUACUAGCACCACAUCCAUCAAUGAGUUCUGCACUUCAUACCCGGCAAACAUCUCUUAAUGCAAUCAAAGAGAGCAAUGAGACAAAACUCAAUCUGGCUAAAUUCACCACAGAAGUUAAUGGCAGGAAGAAGAGAGUUAAAAGUGACAGGGCAGAUGAUAAGAAGAAAAGAGAGAAGAAGGAAAAAAUGCUAGUUUCAAAAGAGAAAUCCAACACAGCUGUCAGGCCUAAAUUACAACUUACCCCCAAAAGCUUGGUUGGUAGUGGCACUCCGUCAGUGAUGUCCUCAGUCACUGUGACAAACCCGAAGUUAGUAAAUUAUGGUGUAAGUCAAGGGGUUUCACAUGCAUCUUUGAAGACAAACUUAGGACUGGAUACCACUAGUUCAAGCUUGACCUUGGGAAUGUCCUCUUACAAGCUGACCAAACCUCAAAAUGUAAAGCCCACUUCAGCUUUAACAACUGGAUUGAGUGUGUUAGCAACCCAAGCCAAAAAGGGUAUAUCUAACACCCGUGUGAGUUUACUUGGAUCUCAGGGACUUGCAUCAUCGUCAUUGUGUCAGGCUAAAUUAGGAAGUUUGAAAAGUUCGGCAAGUAUUCCACCUCCUGGGACAGGACUCUCUGGCUUAUCAUCAAAUGGAAAGAAACCUGAAAAACCACCAGUGAAAUCUAAGAAAAAGUUAACUUCAAAACAAGCAGAAAAUGUGAAUCACCUGCCAAAGGAUGUUGCUCCAGCACCUCUUUAUGAUUUUUACAUGCCUGAAUGGAGAGAAGAAAAGCUGGAUAAACCAAAGUUCACAACACCUGAGAUGGAUGGCAGCAUUGCCAGAAUCACCCAAACGCUUGAUGAUGUUACAACUCUGAAGAGAAACUUUGUUAAUGCAGUAUCAGCCUCACUAUUGAGUGCGCCUGAUUUCAAGAACCCCAAGGACAGCACUAGACUGCAGCUGAUGAGCAUGGCUCAACAAUUAGCUGCAUAUGAUCCAGAGUUCAUUCUCAAGGUUGCUCUGUAUACAAGGCAAGAGCUCAACAUCAGAACAACAGCUAAUUUCCUCCUAGCCUUCUCAUCAUUUGGAAGUGAAAAUGGAUGCAGACCGUAUUUGAGAAAGUACUAUGGUUGUUCCAUUCAGCUGCCCUCUGACUGGAUUGAUGUUGCUGAGCAGUACCAGACUUUCCAUGAUAAAUCUUUGAAGGAAGGUUCAUUACCAGUAGCUUUGAGAAAAGCCAUGGCUGCUAAAUUCCAGGACUUUGAUAAAUAUCAGUUAGCCAAAUACAACAAAGAAAAAUCGAAAAAGAAAAAGGCAAAGAAAGAAAAAGACACAAGUAGAAAGUCUGCUGAUCGAGCACAGCCAGUUUUUAAACCUUCAAAGAAGGCUGAGAGUGACAGUGAUUCUGAUUCUUCUGAUGAUGAAGAUUUCUUGAACUUCUUAAAGGACAGUGACAGCGAAACUGAAGAGGAAAGAGAACAGAAAACGUUUACACUGAAACAGUUGAUUAGGAAGAUCCAUAUCACAGAACCAGUUGAACAUGUCAUGUGCCUCAUUGGGAAAAGGUACCCAGAAACUCUUGAGGAAUUUUACAAGAGUCGCCUGCCAGGCACAUGGGAUGAGGAACGAGCAGGAAAAAGGAUGAAGUUGCCUACUCCAGAAACUUGGGAGACCCAAGUUUCCAUGAAGGGCAACAAGGCAGAAGUGUGGCAAGAUCUUUUAGAACACAAGAAACUUCCAUUUAUGGCCAUGCUGAGGAAUCUUAGAAACAUGAUCAAAGCUGGCAUCUCUGAGAAGUAUACUACUAAAGUGAUCAAGAGGCUGACAGAUGUGAGAUCAGUGGUGAAUAGCAGACAGUUCCCAUUCAGGUUUUUCUCUGCAUAUGAAGUACUGAACAGUUUAGAAAAAGAAUAUGAACAAAACCAGAAGCAACUUGUAGAAGAGGCAGUAGCUGGUAGCAGCUCAUGGAGCAGAGGGAGAGGGCGUGGCAGAGGGUGUGGCCGUGGGGGAAGAGGUGGGGGCAGAGGUGGAAGAUGGGACAAGAAAAAGAAUGCAAAAACAAAAGAGGUUCCAUUUGAUCCACCGCUUCUGAAUAGAUACCGUAAAGCCCUGGACACUGCUAUCAAGAUAGCUACAACUUACAAUGUCCAACCUAUCAAGGGGACCACAGUCAUCUUCUGCAACCUUGGCAAGACUAUGAACAGACCCUGCACAGCUGCAAAAGGGCUGGGGAAGCCAAGACAGGUGUCAGAAAUUGCUGUACUCUUAGGACUCAUGUGCAAGUAUUCUUGUGAAGAAAGCAAGAUGGUUGUUUAUGGGAAUAGCAGUUAUCUUGAAGUAGACUUGGAAAAAGGAACCAUACUGGACAACAUGCAGAGUGUACUGGGAUCAGCAUUUAUGGUGAACAAUCAACAGGAUACAGAUGCAGUAGUUCCAGAUGGGAUCCUUAGGGACCUUUUGAGAGACAGAACACAGGUUGACAAUCUUAUUAUUCUGUCUGAUGGGAUGAGCCUAGAAAGCGUAGAGGGCCAGAAUGUGUCAGACUUCUUAAAGAAAUACAGAAGACUGGUCAAUCCAAACAUGUUGUUUGUUAAUGUUGACCUUGGUGGAAAAUCCUCUGGAUUCAACAAAAGUGUUCAGCCAGAACAUGAUAAUGAUAUUUUCAUUGCUGGAUACAGUGACCAGAUUCUGAGAUUUAUAGCUGAGAGAGGUGAGAGUGGUCAGUUGACCCAUAUAGACAAGAUAGAUGAGAAGUACAAUCUGACUGCUAAGGUGCCUGGGUUGGAGAAGAAACCAUAUGCAGUUAAGCCAGCAGUAGAACACCCAUUGCCUAUUGCUGCUCUGAAACCAAGAUGGAGAACAGCCAGAGUGUUCAUAUCGUCCACCUUCCGUGAUAUGCAUGGGGAGCGUGAUUUACUCACACGCUUUGUCUUUCCUGAAUUGCGGGCACGUGGAAAGCAGCACUUCCUUAAUGUGUAUGAAGUGGACCUGAGGUGGGGAGUCACAGAGGAGGACACAAGAAGCAAUAAGACUCUUGAACUUUGUUUGACUGAGAUCACCAAGUGUCAGUUCUUCAUUGGCAUCCUUGGUGAGAGAUAUGGAUGGGUUCCUGACAAGUAUGUUGUACCAGACAGUCCAGAGUUUGACUGGGUUAGAGAUUAUCCACCAGGUUGUUCUAUCACAGAGCUAGAGAUGCACUCCGCAUGCAUGUCAAACCCAGACGAAAAGAAAGACCAGGCUUUUUUCUUCUUAAGGGAUAAAUCAUGGCAAAAGGACCUUCCUAAGAAAUAUUUGCAAGAUUUUGCUGCAGAGUCACCGUCAUCAGCUACCAAAAUGGAGGCAUUGAAAGAAAGAAUCAGAAGCAGUGGACUGGAAGUUUUUGAUGGCUACCCUUGCAAGUGGGGUGGAGUUGUUGAUGGGCAGCCAAUGGUUAGUGGUUUGGAAGACUUCGGCUUCAGAACACUCAACUGCUUGUGGAAUGCUGUAAAGAAGUUCUUUCCAGAUGAGGAUGCUGUGCUAGAUGAAAUCUCUCAUGAGACCUCUCAGCACGAGGCCUUCUUGGAGGCCCGUGUCAGCAGCUUCACUGGGCGUAAAGCCCAGAUGAAAAUGUGCCUGGAGAGACUGAGAACUAUGAAGGAAGGCAUCCUCAUGCUUUCUGGAAAACCUGGAUGUGGAAAAACAUCUCUUGUUGCAAAUUUGAUUUCACAGUAUGAUGCAGAUAUAGGUGCCAAGACCCACUUUAUUCACUUUGUGGGUGCCACCCCAGAGUCCACCAACAUCACAUUUGCCCUCAAGAGACUGUGUACAGAGUUGAUCAGAAGAUUUGGCCUAGAGAUGGAUGUGCCUCAAGAUUAUAAGAACCUUUGUGGCGAGCUGAAAACUAUUUUGACAGAGGCUAGCCAAGCCAGUGGAAGUCCUCUACUCUUGGUGUUUGAUGGUCUGGAAAUGCUGGAGGAUUAUCACCAGGCUCGCUCUCUCACCUGGAUACCUGAAGAGAUACCUGAGAAUGUUAUAUUCUUGAUGAGCACAGUGGAGAAUUCAGAAUGCCACAGAGCCCUCAGCAGACGACAGCAUAGCAGUGUGCAGUUGUCUGGCCUUGACCUUUGGGACAAGCCUGAAGUGGUUAGGAACCAAUUGGCCAGACACAAGAAAACAUUGGUGGAGACAGGAUUUAAUAAUCAGAUGAAACUGCUGACAAGUAAGAGAGAAGCUAACAACCCACUUUUCUUAAACCUUGCUUGUGAAGAACUGAGGGUGUUUGGUGUGUAUGAAAAGAUCACUGAGAAACUAAAGAGUCUCCCCCACACUGUUCCCCUGCUGCUACAGGAGGUGUUGGCUAGACUUGAGCAAGACCAUGGUCAAUUACUUGUGUCCACUGCACUGACCUUGCUGGUUUGUGCACGGAAAGGUCUCUUUGAGGAAGAGCUCCACAUGCUUCUCAGUUACCACCAAAAACUACAGCAUGUCAAGUACACUGUUCAAGAUGUGUUAAAUGUUCCAUUGGAACCAGAACAUCAGAUUCCUCAGGCAGUGUUUGCACCACUGCUUAGAUCACUGAAGACCUUCCUCAGACCAGUGACUACUACAAGUCUUUUAAGUCUGGCCCAUGCAGAGAUAGAGAGGUCUAUCAGACAGAGGUACAUGAGAGGAAGUUCUACAGAACUGGAGAUCAUGCUUCACAGACUCUUGGCAGGCUAUUUCUGGCUGAAUGCUGACCCUGAUAAGAAUGGAAGUUGGCAGGGAAGCAACCAGAGAGCUUUCAGUGAGCUGACUUAUCAUUUAUCCUGCACAGGCGCCUUCAGUGAGUUGGAAGAUAUCUUAUGUAGCCUGAAGUUCCUCAGAGCCAAGUGCAUGUUAGGACAGGCCUCUGAGCUCUUGGAAGAUUUUCUGGUGAAAGGCGCAAGUAGCAAAUCCCAGGAGAGAUCUCGGCAGAAAUUUCUGAGUCAACCAAGAAUUGUCCAGUACCAGUCCUUUGUGUCCAGAAACUUGCAUGUACUGUCAAGUGUUCCAGCCUUAACUUGGCAACAAGCUCUGAAUGAACCAGAGAGUUCUGCCCCAGCCCAGGAUAUUCAGAGUUUACUGGAAAGUGUAGACAUGGAUUUGGGCUUGAUAAAAUGGAAGAACAAGCCUGAGUGGAGUGACCCUUGUCUCUUGACUUUGUCUGACUUCACCAUGCCAGUUACUUGCCUGGCAAUAUCUCCAGAUGGCCAGUUCUUUGUGUGCGGAUCAGAUGACUGUGUAGUCAGACUUUAUGACUUAAACACUGGAAAGGAGCAGCGCUCUUUCACUGGUCACUCACAUACCAUAUCUGAUGUCUGUUUUGUUGGGAAGGACAAGAUCUGCAGUGCCUCACUGGACCAAACAUUGAGCCUGUGGGAUUUGAACGAUGGGCACAGGAUAUCAGUUAUGAAAGGAAACAAUAGGAGAGUGAGCUCCUGUUCCUCAGAUGCUAAAGGAUCAAUUAUAGUGUCCACAGCCUGGGACUGCUAUAUCAAAGUGUGGCAGGGGAAAGAUGGGGUGGAGGUCUCCAAGUUCACUGAUGUAUGUCCAGUAAAUUGUGUAGCUUUCCACCCUGAGGGGCAGCUGAUAGUGACUGGGAGCUGGGAUGCAUCACUAAAGAUCUGGGACACAUUGAACAAGAAUAGAAAAGCUAUACUUCGAGGCCAUAGCAGCUCUGUGAGAAGUGUUGCUUACUCACCUUCUGGUAGACAUAUUGCUUCUGCCUCUCUGGACGGUGAAGUCAGGCUGUGGAAUGCAGCUAAUGGAACCCAGGUUGGCACCCUCAGUGGUCAUACUUUGCCUGUGAACAAGCUAGUUUUCUCACCAGCUGGUCAGGAACUCAUCACGGUCAGUGAUGACCACAAAAUUAAGGUGUGGUCUGGUCAUCUUGGUCAGCCUGUCAAUUCCAUUGGUCAAGAAGAAUAUGGUGCUGCCACCUCUGUAGCUCUGUCCAGAAAUGGUCAGUACGUUGUUGUUGGGUACCAUGAGGGGCAGACCAGAAGGUUUGACAUCAGAUCAGGCCUGUUGGACUUUGAGGUUCAUCACCACCAGGCCAGUGUCAAGUGUGUCCACUGUGUAGAUCAUAGGGAGUCAGUCAUCAUCACAGGAUCUGCUGACAACACUGCCUUGGCACUGGACCCACUUACAGGAAAGGCUCUGUUUUCUCUCACUGGCCACACUAAUAGUGUCCUCUGCAUUGAUAGUAGACUGGACUGGCUGGCUACAGGGUCUGAGGAUUUCCAAGCGAGGAUGUUUGACAGAAAAAGAGGUGGUCCUCCUUAUGCUGUGCUGUCUGGCCAUGUGGCUCCUGUAACUGGUUGUUCAUUUAAUGCCGAGGGAAGUUUGUUGGUCACCUCCUGUAGAGGAGCAUGUUUAAUGGUGUGGAACAUACAGGAUCUUUUUCCAGGAGAUAAGAACAUACCUAUGAACGUCAUUAGUGCCUGCCAUGCAGACUGGGUCAAUGGUUGCAUGUGGUCCAACACUGGAGACUUUGUGGUAACAGCUUCCAAUGAUUUCAACUUGAAGCUAUGGGAUAUACUGAAGGCCACACCCAAAGAGAAACUCACAAUGACGGGUCACAUGGCAGCUGUCAAUGCAGUAGCUUAUAAGUAUGGCUGCAUUGUGUCUGCGAGCUCAGAUGGUCAGAUGAAGGUUUGGUCCCACAAGGGUACAGAGAUUACCACACUCUAUGGGCACAAGCUGAGAGCCAAUGCCUGUGAUAUAUUUGUACAGGUACAAGAAAAAGACAAAGUGGAAGAAGAAACAAAUGAGGUGUCAGACUGGGCAACAGAAGUAGAGACAGAGGAGUGGAAGGCAGAGCAUGAAAAAAGUAUGAAAGGCAAAAAAGACAUCAAGGUUGAAGAUGUGAUGGUUGCCUCCUGUGGUGACGAUGGUAUGGUGUGGAUAUGGCGACCAUUACAGGGCAACCAAUUAGGCACUUUGCUGGGACAUUCAGACAGAGUAAUAUCUGUGGCUGCAGGAAUCGAUAAAGUGUGCAGCAGCUCACUGGAUAAAACCAUCAAAAUGUGGCAAAAUGAAUUCUCCAAGACUAUGACACGAGACAGUCACGACGCAGAAAUAAGUGCCAUGACAUGGUCAGCAGAUGGACAGUAUGCAAUCACUGCAAGCAGGGACGGUCAUGUCAGAGUGUGGAGUUUUGAAGAAGAUUCUAGCAAGAAAACAUACUUGAAAUGUCAAUGCUCUUUCAAGGCACACCAGCAUGCCAUCACUGGCGUAUGUUUUGUAUCUCUGUAUUGCUUUGCGGUCUCGUCAGAAGAUGGAACUGCCUCCCAGUGGAAAAUAGAUUCAAAUGAAAAGCGGAUAGCUGUCAGGAAAUUAAAACCAUUUGGAAAUACAAUGCCUAUCAAUUGUAUUACUUCUUGUGAUGGACACAUUUGGUUUGCCAAGUGGGACAAAAGACUUUAUUCCUUUAAUCAGCGUUAUGAAGAAAAAAUCUAUCCAUUGCAAGACAAUCAGCAAGAUUUCCACCACACUCACUGGAUUCUAGACAUGACUGCCAGAAAAGGCAUAUUAAGCGGGGACAUGACCUAUCAAGUCUGCACUGUGGGGGCAGCUGGAACAGUGAAAGAAUAUGCUGUUAGCAUCAAGAAACCGAAGGCAGACUUGAUGCACUGUACAGAAAUCAAACCACCAGCAGAUGUAAAGGGCAGGGGAAAAUCGCCAGCCAACUGGUUACUAUGUACAGGUUGCCAUAACAACAAGAUUUAUGUAGGGGAUUCAAGUGGUCAGUUGUCAGUAUUGCAUUCACCUGGCAAAUGUUUGCCUGAUACUAAAAAGGUCCAUGCCAGUGCAAUCAAUAGUGUACAGAUUGUUGGUGAGGAAGAGCCAACUAUAUUCACAGCAUCCUCAGAUAAGACCAUCAAAGUCUGGGACCAUCAGAUGAAACAGAUUGGCCAGUAUUUCACCCAGUCUCCAGUGAUGAAGCUGGCAGUUCAGCCAAGUAGUGGGGACCAGAGUACAAGGCUUGUGCUGUGUGGAGACCAGCUGGGCAAUGUCUUGGUACUGGAAUGGAUAGGCAAUGUAAAGGCACCAGGCACAAAAACAGAUGGCAAAGUAACCUUGUUCUGGAAUCAUACAUCACCCUUCAGCCAGUGGUACCCAGCAAAGUUCACACUAGAUGGGCAAAAAUUUAGUUGUGCAGAGCAGUACAUGAUGUACAGCAAAGCUAUGAUGUUCAGUGACAAAAAAACAGCAGAUCUCAUCAUGAGUACCAACAGUCCUAAAGAACAGAAGGAAUUAGGUAGAAAAGUGAAAGGAUUUCAGCCAGAUGUGUGGGGGGCUUUAGUAGAUGAUGUUGUGAAGAAGGCAAAUAUGGCUAAAUUUACACAGAAUGGUCACUUGAAGAAGUUACUCCUGGGCACUGGAUCUAGCAUGCUGGCAGAAGCCAGUGCUGAAGAUAGGAUCUGGGGCACAGGUUUGUCAGCAGAGCACAAGCAGGCUUAUGAUAUGGCACAGUGGCCAGGGAAGAAUAAGCUUGGUAAAAUUUUGUGCGAGGUGAGAGAAUCCUGCAGAAAAUAAUACUAUUAGGACAACUCUCAAGGUAACUGUGCUUUGGGUAUUUAAAAACAGAAACUUUCAGAAAAUAAUACUAUAAGGACAAAUUUCAAGAUAACUGUGAUUUGGGUAUUAAAAACUACGCAUUUGACGUUUGGGUUAAUUUCAAGAUGCACAGUUUAGCAGAAAUCAAGACAUAAAUUAAAAGUACAUUUUAGAGAGUAGUUAGUAUUGUAUGACCAUGAAAUAUUAUUCAGGCAAGAGCCUUUUACUCCCUUAAAAUUGGUAAAUAAUUCUUUUUUUCCUCAAAUGUUAUUGCUUGAAGGUGUUUUACAGUUUCAGGAUUUACAUUUGAGUGGACUUUAUCAUGUCAGGUUGCAAAACAGAGGUACAUGUUCAAUGUUGAAAUAUGUGAUGUAGUGGUUUGAUUACUUAUCUAAUCUACAAUUAGCAUCAACUAUUCCAUUUUCAUUAGCUGAGUUUUUAGGGAACUAUAAUAUUUUGAGUUAACUAAAUUCCUACUUUUCACACAAAAUAUUUUCACAUUUUAUAUAUGAAAAGGAGUAUAAAUUUAACUUAAAUGUAAUGUUUGAUGAAUGUUUUUUAUGUCAUGCUUGGAAACUGCUGUGCAAGUCUUACUUUUCACACUUUAUAGGGGGAUUAUGCUAUAUGUAUUGGAUAAUAGUUUUAUCAUUUAAAUCAAAUGAUAGGGGUUUCAGACUCUGCAGCCUAUUAUACAACCUACAUGAGGAUACCCAAUUUAGAUUAUAUAUAUAUAUAUAUAUAUAUAUAUAUAUAUAUAUAUAUAUAUAUUUUUUUUUUUUUUUCUAAUUAAAAUUAUGUUUAGUGACCUCUACAAAUGUUCCUGAGAAUGCCAUCUUCUGUUUAGAAGCUUUAUUCUUCAGCAGCUGAACAUUUGAACUCUGUGAUAUUUAUA
This is a messenger RNA of Lingula anatina, 9726 nucleotides long. RefSeq names its product telomerase protein component 1. NCBI's taxonomy places the organism in Eukaryota, Metazoa, Brachiopoda, Lingulata, Lingulida, Lingulidae. Gene Ontology annotation, cellular component: telomerase holoenzyme complex. Gene Ontology annotation, molecular function: telomerase RNA binding; ATP hydrolysis activity; telomerase activity. Gene Ontology annotation, biological process: telomere maintenance via recombination. The record is from RefSeq and is a predicted model, not a curated record.